UAUGGGAGUCGGACGUCGCAUGGGAAAGAAGCAAGCCGAUCCAGCUCCUCUGGAUGAAUCACUUGUGACGAGGAAGCGCAAGCUCGCUGCUCCUACUACCAGUGCGAUCAAGAAACAGAAGACUGUCGAGCCGAGAGCUGCGAAAAAGUCCACGACGAACGGGAACGGGAACAAGGCGAGCACAAAUGGCACUCGAACAGUCAAUGGCGAUGCGAAAGGUCCUGGGCGUGCGAAGGGCAAGCCUGUCAGUAAGAAGGUCGUCAAGUCGAAGAAACCCGUGGAGCCCGAAUCCGAUGACGAUGCCUCCGAUAUCGACGAUGCUGCGACAGGCAUUCAAGCCGACCUCAAUGAUCUGGACGGCGAAGACUCUGCGAGCGAGGGUGGAGGGGCUCCACUGUCCGAAGAUGAUUUCAUGGACUCCGAUGAAGAGGUGGUGCGCGGCAAGAUGAUGUGGUCCGAAGACGAGGACUCAGAUGCGGAGGAGAAGCUCACGGCGGCGAACAUUGCUGGAUUGUCCCGAAAACUCGACGAGGAACAAGCGCAAGAGGCUGCAGACGCAGAGGCAGAACUUCGCGACGAUGCUAUGCAAACGAACAUUGCCAACGAUUUGAUCGACGACGACGAUGACGACGAGCAGAAGCCGAGCCUUCUCGCACCCGACCUCCAACUUCUCCGAACACGAAUCACCGAGACAGUUCGUGUCUUGUCGAGCUUCAAAGAGUUGGGCGAACCGGGCAAGAGUCGCGCGGACUACACACAAGCCUUGCUGAAGGACAUCUGCACAUACUACGGAUACUCGCCCUUCCUCGCAGAGAAGCUCUACUCGCUCUUCCCAGCGCAAGAGGCGCUGGCAUUCUUCGACGCCAACGAGACACCACGCCCAAUGGUCAUUCGAACGAAUACCCUCCGCACACAUCGUCGAGAUCUCGCGCACGCAUUGAUCAAUCGCGGUGUGACUCUCGAGCCUGUUGGGAAAUGGUCAAAAGUCGGACUUCAAAUCUUCGAGUCUCAAGUACCGCUCGGUGCGACUCCUGAAUACCUCGCCGGACACUACAUCCUACAAGCUGCUUCGUCUUUCCUUCCUGUCAUGGCUCUUGCGCCACAAGAACACGAGCGAGUGCUGGACAUGGCUGCGGCGCCCGGAGGCAAAACCACACAUUUGGCUGCGCUGAUGAGAAAUACUGGUUGCAUCUUCUCCAACGAUUCCAACAAGGACCGUGCCAAGGGUCUUAUUGGUAACAUUCACCGCUUGGGAGUUAAGAACACCGUUGUCUGCAAUUACUCCGCGCUGGAGUUCCCCAAGGUUAUGGGUGGUUUCGAUCGUGUGCUUUUGGAUGCGCCCUGCUCCGGAACUGGAGUUAUCGCCAAGGAUCCCAGCGUCAAGACGAACAAGACUGAAGCCGAUUUCCUACGCCUACCACAUCUCCAAAAGCAACUGCUUCUCGCAGCGGUGGACUCGGUCGAUCACGCAAGUAAGACUGGAGGCUACAUCGUCUACAGUACAUGUUCCGUCACCGUCGAGGAGAACGAGCAGGUCGUCCAAUACGUGCUCAACAAGCGGCCGAACGUCAAGCUCGUUCCGACCGGACUCAUCUUUGGCAAAGAGGGAUUCACCAAGUACCAAUCCAAGCGCUUCCACCCGAGCAUGAAGGAGACACGGAGAUACUACCCUCACGCCUACAACGUGGACGGCUUCUUCGUGUCCAAGUUCAAGAAGACAGGACCAACGCCCGCAAACGCAAUUUUACCGCAGGGAAGCACAGAAGAGAAGCAACAGCAGGCGAACGGAGUCAGCGACGAGGACGUGUAUCACCACAAGGACAUCACGGAGGAUGAGGAGGAAGAGUCUGCUUUCGCUGAGUUCGACGAUGAGGAGGAUGAAAAGUACAUUGAGCGGAGUCUGAAGAAGCAGCUGAAGCGGAAGGGCAUUGAUCCGAAGGCGAGCAAGGCAAAGGCUGUACAGAGUCUGACGAGAUAG
Molecule: messenger RNA, 1978 nt
Organism: Zymoseptoria tritici IPO323
Lineage: Eukaryota; Fungi; Ascomycota; Dothideomycetes; Mycosphaerellales; Mycosphaerellaceae
Exons: 1
Biological process (GO): maturation of LSU-rRNA; rRNA base methylation
Cellular component (GO): nucleolus
Molecular function (GO): RNA binding; rRNA (cytosine-C5-)-methyltransferase activity
Source: RefSeq, a predicted model, not a curated record